Molecule: messenger RNA, 990 nt
Organism: Wyeomyia smithii (pitcher-plant mosquito)
Lineage: Eukaryota; Metazoa; Arthropoda; Insecta; Diptera; Culicidae
Exons: 4
Coding region: 134-832 (232 amino acids)
Source: RefSeq, a predicted model, not a curated record
ACCGAAGGAAAGCAUCAGUGGCUCCCGAACUACAGAACCGAUCAGAGUGCUUUUUGUUUAACGAACUAAUAGCUGAGUUCGAUUCUUUGUACUAGUGCAUUGUUCUAAAGUAUUUUGGAAUCAUAAAAUCGUAAUGACGGUUUUGAAAAAUACAUAUAUUUUGUUGGCAUUAAUCAUUUUUUCCAAUGCCGCUUCUAUUAAAGCGAAUGAAAAAGAUCAACAACAUUUGGAAGCUAAGCCACAAUUUUUCGACCACAAUAAUGUCAAAGGAGCCGUUAACUUUGAACACGCAAACCGCGUAGGAAAUAACCAAAUUCGUGAGCAAAUCCGUACACCAAACUAUGCUGCGGUCCAGCAACCACAAAGACCCUAUCCGUCAUCAAGAUAUCGACAGGAUGGUGCAGUACAGUCGGACAUCCCAGCUGGUGCUUUACUAUCUCCCGUCGGUGAAAAUGUUGGUGGACUUCUUGGAGGUUUGGUUGGAGGAUUGGUUCAAGGAUUAGGUUUGGGACUUGGUUUGAAUUUACAGCGACCCAACUCCAACCAGUGCAACUCUUAUCCAAAUGGAGCUUACUAUAACUGUCACAGUUGCUGCCGGAAAGAAACCCCGAACUGCGUUGGUUCAAUCCCAACUAUCUACAUGUCGAGAAUCGUCAACGAAGGACUGAACUGGGAACAUUUGCAGGACCAGCCCUGGGUGGCAACCAGGAAAACCCAGGAUGAUGCUAACAUGUACUGGUUGUAUCCACAGCAGUUUGCCAACCUGAGAGCUGGAAGCAGUCCAGAUUUAUUCAACAGUAAUGCUAUAUUUGAACAGAAACAUCAGUCUUAAGCAGCUAUUACACGAAGCAAAUAUUUGCUAUUUUUGGUACAGAUUUUUAUUUGCACAAAAUAAAAUCCGUACCAAAUAUAGCAAAUAUUUGCUUCGUGUAAUACCUGCUUUAGAUGUACCUUUUGCCGUUUCGGCAGUAAUUCUUUAAAUAAAUAAAC